AUGCACUUCCUUCUUGCUCUCGUCCUUUCGGCGCCCUGGCGGCGCCCGAGCCUCUUGCUGAGGGGGAUCCUUCUGUGGGUGCCCGGUUCGACUGGACUCGUCGAGGUCAGCACGACCAUCACCACCUGUCCAAAGGAUGAACUGAGCUGUGGUUGCAAGUAUGUCCUUUUCCACCGAGUCUGCAUCGCAUGGCACUGCAAUUGCGCCUCUUUCCAGCACUGUUACACCGUCUCCAACUUCUGGAACUGGAGUGAUGCCCACGGCCUCUUCGAGUACUCCUUCGGGCAGUUUGGAGCAUUUCAACCGGCCCUCGGAGUUCUGGCUCUACUCUGGACCUCUGACUUCUACAUCUAUAACUUCGUUUUCGGGAGCUCCGUCAUCAUCGGUCAUUCCCAGCCGAUCCACGGCCCUGUCCCCCACCUCAACUUCUACACCCUCGUCUACUUCAGAUCCCCAACUGCUACACCAACUACACCCAAUCAGACUCCUAGCUCGAGUCUAAGCUCAAACGGAAACACUUCUGAAUCUCCAACGACACCUCUGCCAACCCUGACCAGCAGCAGCACAACCUCGUUCACCGUCUCAACAUCUACUUCUCUCCCGCCAUGCGCAAGCUGCAACCCGCUGGCUGGCCAGAACCAGCGUGAUAUCACCACCUCUAAGCAGCUAUUUCUGGUUAAAAUUUUAGACCACAAUGUCAAUCUAUAA
Aspergillus terreus NIH2624 is the source of this 708-nucleotide messenger RNA. RefSeq lists its product as uncharacterized. The transcript has 5 exons. Bases 1 to 708 code for a protein of 235 amino acids. NCBI's taxonomy places the organism in Eukaryota, Fungi, Ascomycota, Eurotiomycetes, Eurotiales, Aspergillaceae. The record is from RefSeq and is a predicted model, not a curated record.